UAUUAACAUGGAUGAGCUUAACCUUAAGAAUAUGUCCCCAGAUGAUGUGCUUGAGCAUAGGUUAGAAAAGAUGAGGAUAUCAACGGAAAUACCACGAUCUUUACACCCCAAAAUACAAAAGGUAGCAAAUGAUAUUCGAGAAAGAAAGGAUUAUCAGAGCCAUUAUUUUCCCAAGUUAAUAUCAAUGGGCCCUAUCCAUCAUGGUAACGCAGAACUGCAGAUAGGAGAGCAAUACAAGCUUAUCUGGGCACAAAAGUACAUUGAAAGUACAGGACACAGCUCAAAAGAUCUAUACAAAACAAUUGCAGAUCACCUUGUUGAACUCAAGAGUCAUUAUGCUGACAACGUUUUAACCAUGGCCAGCAACACUAAUCUAAAAAGCUUUGGUAGCUUCGAAGAAAAGUUAACAUGGAUGUUGUUUGUGGAUGGAUGCUGUUUGCUGUAUAUCUUAGACAGAGACAGGUUUAUUGAAACCGAUGAUACCAUUCAGAAGCUUGUGAGUAGGGAUGUGUUUUUAUUGGAGAACCAGUUGGCGCCGUUCAUGUUGAUGCGCUUGUUGUCGGAUGAUCGGUUCAAUUUGAUUGAAAGAGUACAUCUAUUUCUAGAUUCUAAUGAUAUUUCUAUCGUGGAGAUCAAUCAGGCAGACAAUCUCCGGGAUAUAGAGACUACGACUCAUCUUCUUGAUCUUCUUCGCAAAAAGUUGUUGUUUCAGCCUCCGACCAAUAAGGACAUUCUAAUCAAGGAAGAAUGUGUUUUUCUUGGAGAACAAUUGACCAUCUUUUGUCAGAAAGGUCAGAGAAGAAUUGAUCACUCUAAAGUGGAUAGUUUUAUCUGGAGAGGUGUGACGCUAAUGAAGCCUCUUGAUGUUGUAGAUGGCAAGAUGGAUGUGGAGAUAAGGGAACACGCACAGCGGAUAAGAGUUGCCUAUCUUCUAAAGGCGGGGGGCCAGAGUAGCAACAGCAACAAUGUUCUCCGAAGACACCUAGCACAUACAUCGGAAAAACGUAUUAACACUGUUGUGAGAUACAUGAACAUACAGGAGCUGAAAUCAAACGGUAUCAGAAUAAAAUCAAAAAAGUCAAGCUUACUAGACAUGUCUUUCUCCCACCGCUUGCUUAAUGGAGAAUUGAAGCUUCCUGAGAUUGUUAUAAACGAUAUAACAGUUUCUAUCUUCCUUAACUUGAUAGCAUACGAAAUGUGUCCGGAUUUUGAAAAUGAUUAUAUGAUUGGAUCAUUUCUUACAUUCCUAAACUCACUGAUCCGCCAACCAGAAGAUGUGAAAGACUUAAGAUUAGCAGGGAUUUUAUUUAGCAAUUGCGGAAAUGACGAAGAAUUGGUUAAGCUGUUCCAUUUUCUAGCGACAGAUAUAGUGUCUAAAGAAGAAGCAUAUAAAUAUGUUUUUGAAGAAAUCGAAGAGCACAUAGCAAAUAAAUGGAAGGUUAACACGGUGCGUUUUCUAAAAUAUAUCCGCCACCCUUGGACCAACUUUGCAAUCCACGCUACGGAGCUCGCACUUGCUCUUACCUUUAUCCAAACCUGGUUUACCAUUCACCCUGCAAAAACUAACUAAUUACUACUAUCAUUCUAUUUUCUGAUGCAUUAUAUAUAUUGAAGCUAGCAUGCCCAGCAUUUUCUGCAAUAUGGCCUCAUCAAUAAAUACCAUUUGUAUUGUAUCUCCUCUCUGGAGACUAUUUU
This is a messenger RNA of Vicia villosa (hairy vetch), 1695 nucleotides long. RefSeq names its product putative UPF0481 protein At3g02645. Bases 8 to 1570 code for a protein of 520 amino acids. NCBI's taxonomy places the organism in Eukaryota, Viridiplantae, Streptophyta, Magnoliopsida, Fabales, Fabaceae. The record is from RefSeq and is a predicted model, not a curated record. The transcript has 3 exons.